Hippocampus comes (tiger tail seahorse) is the source of this 8559-nucleotide messenger RNA. RefSeq names its product muscle, skeletal, receptor tyrosine kinase (gene musk). The transcript has 18 exons. Bases 1301 to 4198 code for a protein of 965 amino acids. Gene Ontology annotation, molecular function: ATP binding; transmembrane receptor protein tyrosine kinase activity; Wnt-protein binding. The record is from RefSeq and is a predicted model, not a curated record. NCBI's taxonomy places the organism in Eukaryota, Metazoa, Chordata, Actinopteri, Syngnathiformes, Syngnathidae. Gene Ontology annotation, biological process: cell surface receptor protein tyrosine kinase signaling pathway; multicellular organism development; protein phosphorylation. Gene Ontology annotation, cellular component: plasma membrane; signaling receptor complex.
CAGGUCGAUAACACUUUUCAAAUACUGCUCCUCUUUUAUAUUGCGUCAGAAUUUAUACCUUGCACGGGAAUUUUGCGCCGUAUUCUACAAUGUAUUAUUCCAUGCUUCUUUUAUUACUUUGUAAAAACUAUCGAUUCAUGUGUUACUUGCAAUGUUUUUUUUUUUAAGACAAUGACGUUUCGCCUGUAUGUGUUAUGUACGUGUGCUUUUGGCAUUUAAAGCCGACUUCCACCUCACCACCACUCUGAACAGGUUUAUCAAAACACAAAUUGGAUGGGUGAGCGGUUCAAUAAGUGGAUAGAAAUUUAAAUGUCACUUCUAUAGUUUCCGCACACGUUGACAGCAUUGUCAAUUUUAGCGCUAUAGCACCAUCCAGUGGUUGAACACUGUUAAAGCAUGUUGUGACCGAGAGGGCAUUGUGAGGACCUCUGUUAGCUCAAUAGCCUACAACGCCAUGCAAUACCUCAUGUUGUUCGACGACAGGCCCACAAAUAAACACGAUAUAAAUCCCGUACAGUAGAUUAUCAGAUAAAAAUGCCUGACUCAAAACUCCACUUGAAUGACAAGAGCCGUAUCUCAGCACAGUACCAAAAUAGUCAGACUAACCUCUCAAUGGUACAAACAAUAGUUGACUACAUCCGAAGUAGGAAAGAUGAAAAGCCAAUGAAGUGCCAUUCCUUUCCUAAAAUAAAUCAGAGCAUCAGGUCUGCAGGCAACAGGUGGACGCAAAGACCUCCUGCACCAUAUAUGCAACGUGUCACAUCGUAAAUAUGUGUAUGCUUUCCAGUAUGUUCUUUUGAAGAAUAUAUAUACAGACGUUCUGUACGACAUUCAACAAAAGUGAAGUAUAACUUGUUUAGAUGUGCAUUAACACAUUUCGUGUUACAUAUCAUAUGAAAUACAUCCGUCCCAUUGCCCUAAACAUGCACUUUUUAUUGUCUUUACAACUGUAAAGUUUAGUCAGCAUUGUGUGGUUUGUCUGGUCUUCUUUUCAUGUCCUGGUAUAGUAUGACUCGAUGACUAUUCAUGACUCAAGCUGCUAAACCGUGGAGUGGUUCUGCAACACCGGAGCCUUUGGAGCUUUGAGUGUGGCUCCAAACUCUGUUGCGACCGCAUUGUGAGGAUAGCUCGCAGCUGCCGCCGUCACUCACAAUGUUAACACACAUUGAGGGAACUGGUCAGCGUUAAGCAUGGCUGCCUGACUACUAUGCCGAUACACACUGACGAAACAAGAAGAUAUGGGAAUAUAAACAUUUAGAAUACACAAAACUGGGCCAAGGUGGCUUAUUUCCAAGCCAGGAUGAAGACUAUGAGACUCAUUUCAGUCUUGAAGAUCCUCUUUCUUCUGGUUUUGGUCAGCUUGAGUAAUGGUAUCCAGAGAGCACCUCGUAUACUUACCUUAUUGGAGACGGUGGAUGUACUACUGGAUCACAACGCAACAUUCAUCUGUGAGGUAGAAUCGCGACCUUCAGCUGACAUCACAUGGACCAAGAACAACCAGCCAAUAAUGUACUAUGACUCCAGGUAUCUUACUCGCGAACAGGGACAAAUGCUUCUUAUCCCUCAUGCAAGAGAGAAUGACAACGGAGAGUACUGCUGCCUCGCCACUAACGGAAUUGGAGAGCCAGCCAAGAGCUGCGGAGCGCUCCAGUUAAAAAUGAAGCCACAAAUCAAGCGCCAUCCAACAAAUGUGACCCUUUUGGUUGAGUCCAAAGCAGUUUUGCCAUGCGUUGCCCUUGGUAACCCAAAACCAGACAUGUACUGGCUUAAAGAUGAUGAGCUCAUUCAGGUCAGUGAGCGCGUCAAUAUUCUUGACUACGGUGCACUGAAGUUCAACUAUAUUCAGAAGGAAGACGCGGGGCAGUAUCGAUGUGUGGCAAGAAACAGCUUCGGUUCGGCGUUUUCCAAGCUUGCCACCAUUGAAGUGCAAGCUCCAGCACGAAUCCUGAAAGUUCCCAAGGAGAAGAGAGUAGCAUAUGGCAGCCAAAUAUCUCUGGAGUGUAAUGCCACAGGAAAUCCGAUCCCCACCAUCACCUGGUUAGAAAACGGGAAUACGAUCUCCGGCGCAUCAGUCGAUGAGACUUUGGCGGGAGAAGUCAUUUUGUCGGUUCUGCGGGUGACGGUGACUAAGCCAGCUCUUUACACGUGCUUGGCCUCAAACAGACACAGCGCUGGGGCCAACACUGUCAAAGCAACCGCUCGAGUGACUGUCGCAGAAUGGAGACUCUACAAGGGUGUUGCGGGCUUCUGCAGUGCAUAUCGGGGGGAAGUGUGCCGCACGAUUUUAAGGGAAGAUUCACUUGUUUUCUUCAACGCCUCUUUGUCUGACCCGGAGGACGUGCAAGAGUACCUGAUUCAGAGCUGGUGGACCGAGUUUGAAGGUCUCAGUAAACUCUGUGGCCCUGCAGUGCGCUCACUUCUCUGUCAUACCUCUUUCCCAGACUGUAAUCCAUCAGGGUUGGGACCUGCACCUAAACCUGUCUGCAGGGAGCAUUGCCUUGCAGUGAAGGAGCUGUACUGCCAUAAGGAAUGGUCGAUACUAGAAGGCAGCAUGUCUGUCCAGCCUGGACUCUUCGGUUCAGCCACAGACUUCCACACACCCCGUUUGUUGUUGCCCAAAUGUCAAACUUUACCCAGUCUCCAUUCAGACCCUCAGGCUUGUACUCGUGUUCCUUUCGUGGACAUCAAGACGGAUCAAAUGACUACAACAUGUUACAGUGACAGAGGGCGUUUUUAUCAGGGUAGCGUGAACGUGACAAGGUCCGGCAUACCCUGUCAGCUGUGGGAUCAACAGGUUCCUCAUCAGCACCGCUUGUCUGUGGAUGCCGUUCCAGAGUUAAAAAAUUCGGAUAACAACUGUAGAAACCCAGCAGGAAUCAGCGACAAGCCGUGGUGCUACACCUCAAAUCCGAACAUACGUUGGGAGUAUUGUGCUGUACCACAGUGUGGAGAAGCGGGAGCGGGAUCAGGCUCCGUGUCAGUGGCUAAGCAAGAGCCAGCAGGUCCUCGUCACCUCCCUCCCACGACAGCAUCAUCUCCAGCAUACUCCAUGUCUGUCAUUGUGAUCAUUCUGACUGUACUCGCCGCCGCGGUCUUCCUCACCGUCGUGAUCGUCGCAUGUCGCCGACGGAGGAAACAAUGGAGACAACACAAGCGGGCAAUGGAGAGCCCAACAAUGACUGCUCUUCCUUCAGAACUCCUACUGGACCGACUGCACCCGAACCCCAUGUACCAACGUGUUCCUUUGCUCCUCAAUUCCAAACUUCUGGCCCUUGAAUACCCCAGGAAUAAUAUCCAAUAUGUUCGAGAUAUUGGAGAGGGAGCCUUUGGCCGAGUUUUUCAAGCAAGAGCCCCAGGCUUGCUACCGAUGGAACCUUUCACAAUGGUGGCUGUAAAGAUGCUCAAGGAAGAAGCCUCAGCAGACAUGCAGAAUGAUUUCCAGAGAGAGGCAGCACUCAUGGCUGAAUUUGACCAUUCCAACAUCGUGCGACUUCUCGGUGUAUGCGCAGUGGGUAAACCCAUGUGCCUGAUGUUUGAGUACAUGGCCCAAGGUGACCUCAACGAAUUCCUGCGUCGUCGGUCUCCGACACGAUCUGUGCGAACGGUCAGCCGCGCGAGCCUAUCCGGUCGCAGUUUUUCUUCAGAGACGGAAGCCGGGCCCCUCUCUUGCCCCGAGCAGUUGUCAAUGUCCAAACAGAUCGCCGCGGGGAUGGCCUACCUAUCGGAACGCAAGUUUGUCCAUCGAGACCUUGCGACAAGAAAUUGCCUAGUCGGCGAGGAAAUGGUGGUGAAGAUUGCGGAUUUCGGCCUCUCCAGGAACAUCUACUCAGCUGAUUACUACAAAGCCAAUGAAAAUGACGCCAUACCCAUUCGCUGGAUGCCCCCGGAGUCUAUUUUCUACAACCGUUACACCACUGAAUCGGAUGUUUGGGCUUAUGGCGUGGUGUUAUGGGAGAUCUUCUCCCACGGCAUGCAGCCUUACUAUGGCAUGGGCCACGAGGAAGUUAUUUACUAUGUCAGGGAUGGUCACAUCCUUUCCUGCCCUGAGAACUGUCCUCUGGAGCUAUAUAAUCUAAUGAGGCUUUGUUGGAGCACGCACCCGUCGGAUCGGCCCAGCUUCAACAGCAUACAUCGAAUUCUGGAGCGGAUGCAUCAAAAUAUGCAGAGCACAAAUGAUGAUACCGAGGUGGACUGUUAAUUUUCUUAUACCGCCGAUAAGACACGACAUAAGACCUGAGACUGGCAUAGAGCAGAAUAUUGCUAUUUUGAGAAACCCCCAAGAUGAUGUUUACACGGUAAAAGGAAAACUUGCAUAUAUAAUGCAAAACCAAAUUUAUUCCCCACAUCACAAGAUGAUUAUAAGUUACCAUUGGCCUCUAUAAUAAGAAGUGGUGCUCAAAAUGGCGGCAGUUAGGCUUCCAGACAUUUACAGUAUGUGGAUGGCGAACUACCGCUUGAGUAACGUUGGCCAGAGUGUCCAAUGGGAUUGCGGCACAUACAUGUUUUUCCCCCCAAAUCAGAAACGCAUAAUUGUUGGUUAUGAUUGAAAGUGUUUCUGCUGUCAUAUUGAGUGCCUUUUUUCAAUUUUCAUUUGGGAUUUUAGUUCCUACAUUUUGAAAAGAUUACGUUUUUACUCUUUUAUGUAGCAAUGCUUUGUGUGCGUGUGUGUGUGUGUGUGUGUGUGUGUGUGUGUGUGUGUGUGUGUGUGUGUGUGUGUGUGUGAGAGUUCAAAAAAAUACUAACAUAAAUAGCACUAGGCAUUAAAUAUUUGUAUUGUCAGCAAAUGUAAAAUAAUUUCAAUACAUCUUUAUGUAUACAAUAUUACAAAACAGACCACUUCCUGUUGUGUUUUUCCAUACUUCAAAUCGAUACUUGUUAUAUAGCACGCAUGUGCAUUUAUAUUUGAAACAUGUUACGUUCAUACUUGAAUGUGCAUAAAACUACCUGUUAAUGUAUUUUUUCUAAUGUUCGCGUUUACUUGGGACAAACGUGCCUUCAGCAGCCGCCGCCGUAUUCUCAGCACUCGGCUGCACCUCAUAGAUAGUAAACAGAAACCAGAGGCUCCCUGACUGCUGCUGCGUCUGGUGUGGCUUUUGUGGUCGGUGUGGUCGAAGCAGAAAAAAAAGCAUCUAAAUCCACAGACACGGCCGCAGAAAAUGACACGUGUGCAAAAAUGUGAUUUCAAAGCUAGAUUCAGCAUGAUUUUGGGAUUCAAAGCGUGUGCUGAGACAAGCGCAUAAUACUACGGAAACAAAUCACAGAAGGGCUUCAUUUUCAUCGGGGUUGCGCUGCUAUUAUUGAAGAAAGUAGCUUGCGACUCAAGAAGUACGUAAAACGUGGAACACUGUAAAUCGUGUACAAUAUGUGAGAAACUUGACCUUGUGAAUUUGGUUUUUCACUACAAGAUGGUUCACAUGAGUCAAAAGCAUACAACAAGAAUGCUGCUUUUCUGUAUGUGAAUGUGUUUUUUUUUUUGGGGGGGGGUAUGGAUAAAAUAUUGCUGUUGUACUGUAUGCGAAUGAUUUUAGGGGCUUAAAAAGAACACAUUUUUUUUGUCAUUUUUCAUCGCAGGCAUGAGUCCCGCUUGGUGGUGUGUUUUGAAUUUCAGUGAGGGGGUUGGGAAUUAGGAUGUUGAGAGUAAACUGUUUAUAGAGUUGGCAGCGUGCAGUUUGGCCUCUUCUCGCUGAUCUAAAUUGUUGUCCUCACUCUUUUCCCCUCCCACUCUCUUUUCCGUCUGCACUUUGACUCCGGUAUCUCCGAAUUUGGACGGUGACCAUCCAUCCUUUUUCUCCUUGUCUUUAUUUUACGCCAUUUGUUGCCAUUUGUUGGGAUAGGAAUUCAGACGUGAAAGCUGAUGCUCCUUUUUUUUUAUUGUACAGUCUUAGGGUGUUCUUCAAGGCCACGUCAUAUCCAUCAUGCAACAGGGAAGAGAAACGGAAUGUCUUCGGCAAGGUGUUCCAUUUUGAUCUUCUGAUCUGCGACGCAGGCCUGGCGUGAUGCCGAAAUCCGUUUUUUUGUCCACCUCAAUGGAAGUGCCGCAGCCAAUCGUGGAGUUUGACUCAGAAAUGACAUCUCAUAACAUAUCCAUUAGCAAAAUGGCCAUAUGUCACAACCUCACUCUUGGUCAAUUAGCUGAUUAUGCUCCUGAAAACAAAGGCUCUAUCUAAAUGGACUCACUCACCUUCCUAUCAUCGCUCCGGCUGUCACUGCUAAACAAUUAGAGGAAUUGUUCAUAAAAAUCAUUUCCUGUUUUGUCCUUAUCAUCUCCUGCCUGACAAUAGGCCUCCGUCUUCACCUCCAUAGAAAUGGGACAAUGUUGCAAAGGAAGUCAAAUAGGCUUUUUUUUUUAUGUUGAAACAUCAGGACUGUUGUGCAAAAGUUCAGCAAUUCCGAGCGCAUGUGGACAGCUUCACUUCUCAUAUCUUGUUUUUCACAUUUCUAAUAGAUUUAGUUGGCAACUGGACUUGCUGAGUCGGCCAAUGCAAACAUUUAACUAAACAAAAAAAAAACAUCUCCCCAUGCAACCGGGCACUUGAGCAAGCAUGCUGGGAACCGCGGAAAGUAUCUGUAUUGACAUUGUGAGGAAGAUAUGACAUCCCAUUCACUCAGUGACUGCCCACAGGAACACGUUUGGGUGGUUGCGCUGUCUGCGAUUGGCUCAUUUGGGUAGCCACAGGAAGUACCAAGGCAUAUAUCAGUCAACCGGAGGCUAACACUCCAAUUCUGUGGAACAAUAAACAUGGUAGAGUUUGCUUAGCACACACAUCUGCACAGUGUUAUUCACACUUAGCGGCCGCUCUGCGGAUUGCCACGUUAGGUGUAUGAAUGUAAAUUUAGGACUCGUACAUUCUUUUGAUCCUAUUCUCCCCUUUUGUCCAUUUUAGCUUUUAAUCUUGUUUUUAAUCUUCUUCUUUUUUUCUUAUUUUUUUAUUUUUUUAUACGUCCUAGGAUCUGUAACACAGCGGCAUUCGGAGCAUUGCUGGGUAAGGCCUUGGGUUUAAAGAACAACAGAUCACAUUCAUUCAGUUGAAUGACACUCCACCACUAAGGUUGAACGACUUGACCAUGAACACCAAAUUGGACACUUGGACGCUUUACUUGGCCCGCUCUCGAUAGUGCAAGAACAAAAAAAAAAACCCGUUGCAAUUUCGCAUUCGCCAUCUGGUAAACUACUUCCUUGAGAUUUUUUCCGAUGCUCGUGUUGUUAUUAGAGAGACGUUCAACCAAAUUUCAUGCUGAUUGCUGAUACAGAACUUAGGUGCCUUUGCUGUGACUUAACCCGAUGUCGGUGAGACACUUUUACAACUCACACUUUUUAAUCUUGAGAUGUUCUGGUUUUUCUGUUCACACACAAGCAUGCACACAAAAUUACACAAGAAUGUGGCAUCCACUUUAAAAUUGGUUGCAUGAUUGCUCGAUUAGAUAUAUUCGACUUAUGUGAUCGGUGACACCGAAAAUGUCAUUGUAUCAAGAUGUUGACAAAUUUUUAUGUUUGCAACACGGCGUUGGUAUUUUGUGACCUUAUUCAUACAUCAGUGAUUGAUUGCUUUAGAUCUCACGUUCAGUGUGUGCUUUGGCUCAGAGAAUUGGAAUUUGUGGAAAAAGUGACACUUUGAAAAGACUACGAAGCAUUACCUCGAUGUCUGGCUGGAGCCUGGCAACAUUUGGUUAAGUGUGAUCAUCUGCACGAAUUGCAGGAAGAAGAAAGAUUCCCUUUGGUACAAUACAGCUCGUACGCUAUGUCCGCUUGUGCUGAUUUGAAUGCUUUGAUCCAUUUGACUUGAUAUUCCCUGGACUGUAUUUCUUGUUCGGGUCCAUUUGCAUGUGGGGAGGGAAUAGAUAUGGACUUGAAAUCUGACACAGCUCGGCAGCUCUUAGGCCUUUUUUUUUUUUUUUUUUUUUUGGACAACAGAUGAGAAACAUCUGUAAUUCCUCUGUGCAAUUUGCAUGGUCCCGUGCUUGCGUGGGUUUUCUCCAGGUACUCCGGCUUGCUCCCGCAUUCCAACAACAUGCAUACUAGCUUCAUUGAAGACUAUAAAUUGUCUGAAGAUGUAUGCAUGUAAGUGUGAAUGGCCAUUUGUGUUUAGUCUAGGGGCCCCGUGAUUUGCUGGCAACCAGUCGAUGGUCUCCGCCACCUCUCUCGCAAAAUCAGCUGCGACAGGCUCCAGGUCACCCACAACCCGAGGAGGAUAAGCAGUACGGAAAAUGGAUGGAUGGAUGUACUCGUGUAGUUAGUGAAGACAACCAAAACAACACAACCCAACAAUUUCUUUUCUUAUUUAUUUUUUCCUUCAAUAACCCCUCUUGACAUUAACUUACUUCAGAAACUACAGCAAAGAAGAGUAUGUCUAGAAAGUGUUUUAUUUUUCAUGUUAUGAUGCAGACUAUUAUUUGUCUUGACUCUUGAGAAAUGUCUGUAAUUGAUGUUGGAACAUACAGUUUGAUUAUUUGGGGCAAGAGGAAAGUACUGUUACCCUUUUACAAAUGCCAAGUGUGCAGUUCGGUGAACAGUAACCAAGAUGUGAACAUAUUCGAUCAUAAAGGUGCUUCUCAAAGGCA